Dendronephthya gigantea is the source of this 2514-nucleotide messenger RNA. RefSeq names its product protein CMSS1-like. Gene Ontology annotation, cellular component: 90S preribosome; nucleus. The transcript has 9 exons. The record is from RefSeq and is a predicted model, not a curated record. The coding region runs from base 30 to 884 and encodes 284 amino acids. Lineage: Eukaryota; Metazoa; Cnidaria; Anthozoa; Malacalcyonacea; Nephtheidae.
GCCCAUUGAUUCCAUUAAAUGAGGUCAAGAUGGCGGACGAUUUGGGGGAUGAGUGGUGGUUAAACGAUGAAGAAAACGAUGAAAGUUUUACCCCGAAUGGAAAGAAAACGUUUCAAAAGAAAACUGUGGAUAAGUUGAAGAAGAAGAAAAGACAUUACUCAGAUGAAACCAAUGCUGAAAAAGACCCAGUAGCAUAUGAAAAUGAAGAAAACAAACAAGAAACCAGAGCAAAAGUUAGAAAAAGAAGAAGACGAGGAAACAAAGUAGAAACAGUUGAAAAGACAAUUGAUGGUUUAAAAGCCCCAGAGAUAUUUUGGUCAUUGUUUUGUAAUUUAACAGUUAGCAAGCUUACAGCUCUUGAACUGGAAGAUCUUACUGUGGAAGAUAAAAUGUUCUUCACAGACCCAUCUGUUCAUACUGGUGAACUACAUGAAUUGUCGCCAUAUUUAAAUCAAAUUCUUCCAAGCUGGUCAACACUAACAUCAAAAAUAGACAAAAAAAGUGGUGCUCCUGGCCUGUUGAUAAUAACUUCAGCGGCAACGCGCGCAACAGAUGUAGUAAGGGCUAUGGCUGAUUUUAGAGGCACUUGCAAAGUUGUUAAAUUGUUUUCAAAACACAUUAAGCUUGAAGAGCAAGAAGAAUAUCUGGAAAAGCAUGUUGUGCAUCUUGGGGUUGGAACACCGAAUCGAAUUUGUAAAUUAAUGAAAUCAGGUGCCCUAAGGCUAUCAAAUCUUAAGUCUGUUAUAUUAGACUGGACUUGGCGGGAUGCGAAACAACGCAGACUCAUGGACAUUCCGGAGAUUCAACAAGAUUUGGUCACGCUACUGAAAGAUAUUAUUUUGGUACGAGCGCACAGAGGAAAAAUAAAAAUCGGCUUAUUUUAAGCCAAAACGCCGGUUAAAGGCUGCUUAGCCUACUAUAUACAAAAUGGCGCCUUGGUUUGCUAGAAUUUCUGCUAAACUGUGCCGCGCAAAUUAUACAUAAGCGCCCUGUCUGAAACCCAGCAUUUUACCACAAUCAUUAUGCACUUUCCUCUAAGUAUACAGUAUAUUUAAUUUUUUACUUUCCGGCGAAUUUCACUUGUAUUAGUCUAUUAUGUUAUUAACUAGAAAUGUCAGUAUUUUACUAAUAUAAAAGGAAUAAGACUGGAAGUGAAUAGGUGGAAGGAAUAAGACUGAAGUCUUAAGGGACAAGUUGAAAUGUGUGUGGGAAAUUAUGGAAUUUUGGUAACAUGCAGUAAUAUAUACACAGCUGAGCUAGUGUACCCUCUUUCUUAGUGCACAUGCUCGGCACGGCCCAAUUAUUUCUCACAACGGUUCAUUCGCAAAAACACCAUCAGAGAAAGCCGAAUUAUUUAAUCGAUUUUUUGCAUCCGUUUUCCAAAUAUCUCAACCACGUGACGGAGAAGUUUUGAUAUUGUCGAGAACUGAAGCAGAACUGUCAGAAAUGAUGAAACCGUUCUCAACUAUCUGUCACAUCGAGCGGUCCCGAUGGUAUUACAGCGCUCCUCUUAAAAGAAUGCCGAGAACAAAUUGCAUCAAGUCUCUGCGCACUCUUCAACCUCUCGUUAAGUACCGGGUGUGUUCCAAUAGAGUGGAAGUCGGCGCACAUUACUCCCAUUCAAAAAAAAUAAUCCAAAGAACCAGCCAGUGACUAUAGACCAAUCUCGCUGCUUCCUAUCGUCAGUAAAGUCCUAGAACGUUGCGUUUUCUCAAAAUUCUAUGACCACGUAGCUCACCUAAGCAACCCAGCACAACAUGGCUUUCUUCGCAAUCGUUCUUAUGUUUCUCAGCUCCUCUCCGUUCUCCACUUAUUUGAACUUCUCUAAAGCCUUCGACUCGGUAGCUGUCGGUGUGGUUUCCAGCGAACAACAUCACGCUGUCGAGACGCCUGGAGAGAGUGCAGAGACGGGCGACGAAGUAGUAUCUGCUCUGCUGACACUAUCCUACGACUGUGAGAUAAGGACCUGGUUCACCUGUAUAAGUCGUCCUUUGGCUUUCUAAAUGUAGACACUCAAAACUACAUUACGUUCGUCAGCCAUGAUCGCACCCGGCUAAGCUGUAAAUCCCCAUAAGUGCUUUAAACUCAAUCGUGCAAAACCAGUACUUUUCAAUCAUCCUUCUAUAACCGUAUCAUUUGUAAACUCUAUUUGUAAAGACAUUAACUUUGAUCUCAUCACCAAUCCUAACUGUUUUAAAACUCUUCUGAAAAGAAAGUACUCUUGUCGAUUGUCCCUGCUCGUGAUUGUUCGCGUCAAUAUCAUAGAUCCUAAUUAGUGACAGACUGUAUCAUUUCUAUUAUGUUUGUGAUAUUUUUUAAUGUAUUUUGCAUGGUUCUUGCACUAGUUCCGUUUAUACCUUGCCAUUUAAGAUCAUUAUUUGUUAAUUUUGUUUCGUAUUAAUUUUGUUAGCUACCGUAUGUAUAAUGUGUUCGCACUGACUGUCCUAACUGCCAAGUUGUCGGAAAAUUUUUUAAAACAACUGUGAACAAAUUUGUUACCAGUUUUAAUACCGA